AUGCAAAGCAGGAAUUUUGCUGUAAUAACGUGUGAAUCGUGUAAAGCCUUUUUUAGACGCUUUGGUCUUAAGGAUAAGCCAUUGAAUUGUCCCUCAAAUGGUAAUUGCAUUAUAAAUCAAAUGACGAGAAAAUUAUGCCAAAAAUGUCGACUCGAGAAGUGCUUUGCGGUCGGAAUGAAAAAAGAAUUUAUCAGAAGUGAUGAGGAAAAUGAAAAACGAAAGAAAACUAUUCGUGAAAAUAAGUUAAAACGUGAAAAUUCUGAGGAUUUGACCGAUUCUUCCGUCUCUUCGGUCUAUUCUUUUACCGAUUCUUCAAAUGAUUUAAUUAUUUUCGAUGAAAACAAAGAGAAAGACAUUUUGGAUGAAUUGUCCGUCAAUUCAAUUGACAUUACUUUGGAUGAGAUGACAGACAUUGAGAACAGUAUUACAGACAUCACAUUAGAUGAGUCACUCGUUGUAAUGACAGAAAUAGCGGAUAAAUGCGAAAACACGGCAAUUGUUCCCAUGUUUAGAGAAAUCACGGAUUAUAACGGUUUGAAUGAAUUGGAAAGCAAUAGGAUAUCGGAGUUGACGAGCGCUGCCGUUGUGUUUGAAUACAAAAUGUCUGAUAAUAUAAUACAAAUUAAUAGUAUAGAAGAAAUGUUAAAAACUUGUUCACACAAACAAGAGUUUUUAAUAAUGGACAUGGCCAAUUUCUCUAAAUCUCUGUCCGGAUUCAAUACGAAUGAUGCUACCACUGUUAUGGCAAAUAUGAGGGUGUUUGCAUUUGGUAAUGGUAAAUAUCUUGAACUAUGUCGGCCGUUAAUGCAUCAAUUGGUUGAUGAAUGGAACUAUGAUGAUCCGAUAGCAAUUGACUUGUUAACGGCAAUUAUAUUUUAUAACCCGAAUCGACCGAAUAUAAGACACAAACACAAUGUUAAACUCGAACAACAACUGUAUAUAUAUUUACUGCAAAGAUAUCUACUAUGGAAACACCGGUCGGAUUCAGAAUCGGGACUAAAACUUCAAAAACUAAUGCUUUCAUUAAAAAGUAGGAGUCCCUGA
Molecule: messenger RNA, 1044 nt
Organism: Medioppia subpectinata
Lineage: Eukaryota; Metazoa; Arthropoda; Arachnida; Sarcoptiformes; Oppiidae
Source: the annotation of a GenBank genome assembly